UAAAAAAUAAAAUUUAAUUAUUAAAUGAUUUAAUAAAAAUUUAACUAAUAUGAAAAAACGUAGUUCUGUACCAGAUGUCGAUCGGGAUCCGGAAGACGAAAAUUAUAAAUUUUUCGAAAUUAAUGAAAAACCUGUUAAUGAUAUAUCAAUUGAAUUCUUUUACAAACCUCACAGCAUUACAUUAUUGGCAUUAUCGAUAGCUGCUGUUGUAUACAAAGCUUUCGUUAGGGAUGAUAAUGAUUUAGAAGAUAAUAUAUGGGCAGGAAUAUGUUGUGUUGUAUUCUUUUUUAUGAUUAUAUCAAUUUUAACAUUCCCAAAUGGACCGUUUACACGACCCCAUCCAGUUGUUUGGCGUGUGGUGUUUGGUCUUAGUGUUUUAUAUGCACUGUUGUUAUUGUUCCUAUUGUUUCAAAAGUAUAAAACAAUUAUGGCCAUUAUACAUUGGCUGGAUCCAGGAUUAAAAGAAUUUCAUAUUGAUAUGGACAGGGAAUAUGGUGUGAACUGUUCAGAUAUAUCAGUAGAAAGAAUUUACAGUUAUUUGGAUGUAUUCGCAUUAGGACAUUUUCUGGGUUGGAUGUUUAAAGCAAUCCUUAUCCGACAUUUAGGUAUAUUAUGGGCGACAAGUGUUAUGUGGGAAUUUACUGAAAUGGCAUUUGCCCAUUUGUUACCAAAUUUUGUUGAAUGUUGGUGGGAUGCAUUAAUUUUGGACGUAAUUGUUUGUAAUGGUUUGGGUAUAUGGGUUGGAUUAAAAAUUUGUAAGAUUUUGGAAAUGCGAGAGUAUAAAUGGGUCAGUAUACGGGAUAUUCAUUCAACAUCAGGCAAAAUAAAACGUGCAAUGUUACAAUUUACACCAGUUAGUUGGACCCAUGUUCGUUGGUUGGAUCCGAAAUGUACAUAUAUGCGUUUUAUUAGUGUAUGCCAAUUAGUGAUAUUUUGGCAAGUUUCGGAAUUAAAUACAUUCUUUUUGAAGCACAUUUUCGAAAUGCCUCCAUCGCAUCCGUUCGUUACCAUACGAUUAAUGUUUGUUGGUAUUGUGGUUGCACCAUCUGUAAGGCAGUAUUAUAUGUACGUUACUGAUACUCAAUGUAAACGAGUUGGUACCCAAUGUUGGGUAUACGGUGUCAUUAUGGUCAGUGAAGCAAUUUUAUGCAUCAAGAACGGCAAAGAAUUAUUUGAACACACUCAAGCUUUGAAUAUUAUAUUUUGGUUAUUCCUUCAAUUUUGUGUUUCUGUAAUAUGUGUAUAUGGAUGUGUUUUAUGGCAUCGAUAUUUCCAGACAUCAAAUAACGACGUUUCACAAGAAUGUUCACCAGUGAAAAUAUCUUCAAAAAAUCAACUCCAUUCUUCUUUGAAUCAAAACGAACAAAUAGGGGACAUAUUUAGUAGACAGAAGAUACCUGAUGUGAAAAAACUCAAUGAUAAAGAAGAUUGAAGGUUUGACGCGAUGACACAAGUGCUUUUUUCGAUUGUAAAAGGUUGGUUAAUUCCAUGUUGUAUUCGUUUAAUUUUUGGGGGAGUUUUUUUAAAAGCAAAAUCGUGAAAUCUAAGUCUUUUUAGAGCAGCUUUUUUUUAAUUGCAAAAUUCCCUUUUGAUAUAAACUAAAAAUAUUCGAAAUUAAUAUUUUUAUAGACUUUUGUUGUUUUUUAUUAUUAAAACCACAAACUUUGUUCAAAUUUCAAAUGCAUAUCAUUGAAAUUUUUAAAACUAAGCUCUAUUUUUUGAAAAUAGCAUUGAAAUACCAAAAAAUAAUAUUAAUUUUUAUUCAUAAUAAUUUUAUUAAACUUUUCUUUUGUAACAGGGUUAUCUCAAGUAGGAAAGUCUUGAACUGUCCAAUUAACCCUUAACUGCAGCCGUGAUAUUCGAGAGUUGAAGUUCGAGCAGGUCGUACUGUUCUCAAACAUCAAAAACGUUAAGAAAUAGAAAACUUUUGCAUUCACCUAUUUAUUUAGCUUUCCUGCAGCCUUCUGCAUCAUUCCAUUUCCUGUUCAUAGACUAAUCUAUCCAACCGUUAAGACCCGGAAUAAUUAUAUUCUCUAGUACAUUUACACUUUAAUAAAUCUUUCUCUAUUAACGAUAAAAAAUAUACAAUAGACACUCUCACUCAGAGGUAAAAUGUCCUUAGGGUAGAAUCUAUUAAUCUUCUAUUCGCUCUCAUUUAAACACUUUUCUUGAGCGCAUUGAUGGGAAUAGGGGUAAGCCGUAGUCGUCGGAGGCAAACUGCCCUAGAGGCCAUCGUUUCAAUUUCUCCGCUCCGAAAUAGGUCAUUCAGAUGGCGCCGUUUCAUAAGCCCAUACAAAAACGAUCGGAAGCAAUAUAUCAUUUUUCGUUUUUUUUCCUACUUUCUUUAUUCGCAGUCUAUUUUAUAAAUCUACGUCUGUAGUUUAAGGGUUUAUCAAUCAAUUAAUAAUUGAUUACUAUUCUUAUAAACAAUUCAGAUACAAUUUUGACAUAAAUAUUCCUAGUGUGGCAACCCUGUUACAAUUUUAAUGAAAAUAUACUUAAGUCAUUCUCCUUAAAUUUCUUUCUACUAUAAAUUCACAAUUUCAAACGAUUAUAGGUAACAGAUUCAUCGAAAUGCCAAAGGGUUGCACCUUUUUAUUUAAGGGGCAAAUUUUAAUAAAUCCUACAUGUAUGUGACCUAUUUAUGAAUUAAUGUCUGAAUUUUUGUUUUUCAUAAUAUAUAUAUAUUU
Messenger RNA from Chrysoperla carnea, 2690 nucleotides. RefSeq names its product phosphatidylserine synthase (gene l(3)77CDf). Bases 50 to 1432 code for a protein of 460 amino acids. Gene Ontology annotation, molecular function: L-serine-phosphatidylethanolamine phosphatidyltransferase activity. The record is from RefSeq and is a predicted model, not a curated record. NCBI's taxonomy places the organism in Eukaryota, Metazoa, Arthropoda, Insecta, Neuroptera, Chrysopidae. The transcript has 7 exons. Gene Ontology annotation, biological process: phosphatidylserine biosynthetic process.